AUGGCGACAGACGAGCAUACAGGGUUGCUGCCCAGAGUGGGCGGACGGAGUUCGAAACAGCGGGCGGUCUGGGGGUCGCUGGUGGCGCUUCUUGUGCUGGCGACGGUUGUGCUGCGGUUCGAUAUAGUGCCCAGGCGGGCGGUGGCGGGCGGAAAGAGAAACGUGAUCUUCUUCGUGACAGAUGGCAUGGGGCCUGCGUCGCUGGCGAUGACGCGCGCUUACGCGCAGGCGCAGGAGACGGACACGCAGCUGCGGCUGCCGACCUUCCAGAUGGGCUCCAUGCAGACAAGGUCCUCGUCGUCGCUGAUCACGGACUCGGCGGCAGGCGCGACGGCGUUCUCGUGCGCGAUGCGGACGUACAAUAGUGCAGUCGGCGUGGGGCCGGACGGAAGGCCGUGCGGGACAAUUCUGGAGGCCGCCAAGCUGCAGGGGUACAUGACCGGGCUGGUGGUUACGACGCGUCUCACGGACGCGACGCCGGCUGCCUUCUCGUCGCACGUGGAUCACCGCUGGUACGAGGACCUGAUUGCGGAGCACCAGCUCGGCACGUACCCUCUGGGCCGUGUGGUUGACUUGAUGAUCGGGGGCGGGCGCACGCACUUCUACGGUUCGCAAGACACGAAGUACGGCGACGGCGGAAGCAGGAAAGACGGACGCAACUUGAUCGACAAGGCGGUCGAGGACGGGUGGCAGUAUGUCGGAGAUAUGGAAGGCUUCAAGCGGCUGCAGGGUGGCCACAAUGCCAGCUUGCCGUUAUUGGCUCUGCUGGCCGACUACGAUAUACCAUUUGAUAUGGACAGGGACGACGCUGUGCAUCCAUCUUUGGAACAGGAGAUGAUGACUGCAAUCAAUGCCUUGACGGAUGCCACAAAGGACUCCGACAGGGGGUUUUUCCUGUUAGUCGAGGGUUCGCGUAUUGACCACGCCGCCCACCAGAACGAUCCUGCAGCACAGGCAAAGGAGGUCCUAGCCUUUGACAGGGCCUUCAUGAGCGCGGUGGAGUUUGCCGCCAAAUCGGACGUAGAGACGGUCUUAAUAUCUACGUCUGAUCAUGAAACUGGCGGCCUAACAGUUGGUCGGCAGGUUGGAACGGCAUACCCAGAUUAUGUAUGGUACCCAGACGUGUUGCGUAAUGCCACACAUUCCGCUGAAUAUUUAGCGCACAAACUGGUCAAUGUGCCAGCUAAUGAGAGAGAGGAUUACAUCCGGGAAAAAGUCCUGGAAAAAGGGCUCGGAAUCGAUUACUAUUCGGAGGAGGACCUCCAGGAGCUCGUAGUGUCGCGGACCACGGAUCAGAUUUUGGACAAAUUGACGCGCAUGGUUUCUCUGCGGGCGGAAAUUGGGUGGAGCACGCACGGACACACUGGUGUGGAUGUUAACGUCUAUGCUUUCGCAAACACAGGCCCUUCGUGGAAAUCCGUCCAAGAUGCUUUAUACGGAAACCAUGCCAAUGUAGACAUAGGUUCCUUCCUGGCAUUGUACCUCGACUUGGACUUGGAAAAGGUAACCGAUCUGAUUAAGGAUACCAAACAUUCCCCUUGA
This is a messenger RNA of Eremothecium gossypii ATCC 10895, 1542 nucleotides long. RefSeq names its product alkaline phosphatase PHO8 (gene PHO8). Gene Ontology annotation, biological process: dephosphorylation. Bases 1 to 1542 code for a protein of 513 amino acids. Gene Ontology annotation, cellular component: fungal-type vacuole membrane. Lineage: Eukaryota; Fungi; Ascomycota; Saccharomycetes; Saccharomycetales; Saccharomycetaceae. The record is from RefSeq and is marked provisional. Gene Ontology annotation, molecular function: alkaline phosphatase activity. The transcript has a single exon.